Messenger RNA from Sebastes umbrosus (honeycomb rockfish), 2647 nucleotides. RefSeq names its product solute carrier family 1 member 6 (gene slc1a6). The transcript has 12 exons. Gene Ontology annotation, cellular component: plasma membrane. The coding region runs from base 959 to 2647 and encodes 562 amino acids. Gene Ontology annotation, molecular function: L-glutamate transmembrane transporter activity; neutral L-amino acid transmembrane transporter activity; glutamate:sodium symporter activity. Gene Ontology annotation, biological process: L-glutamate transmembrane transport. The record is from RefSeq and is a predicted model, not a curated record. Lineage: Eukaryota; Metazoa; Chordata; Actinopteri; Perciformes; Sebastidae.
GCAGAACUUCCUUUUCAAAGUAUCAACCAAAAAAAAAAAAAAAACUUACUUUAGAGUUUAUAUAAUGACAUUAAACUAUUUUUUUCUGUCUUUUUUUGUCUGUUCGUGCAAACCACUAGUUCCAAUGUAUCAUUUCCUCUUUAUGAUAGACAGUUUGAAUAUGUGUGUUAGUUAAAAAAAAAAAAAAAAAGCACACAUAUGGUGCAGCUUUUUCAGUUUGUAGGCUUCAUGCAUAUCAAUGCAGCUUUUGUGAACGUGAACAUGAUGAGUGGGUGUUGUAGAGUGGAAAGCUGGGCAGCUGGGUGUCAAAGGGUUACAAAUACACCAGUUCCCCAGAGCAGUAUAGGAGUACUACUGUGUGUUUAUACUGCAGGCUGCUUCAGGAACCAACCACCGUUUAAUAAGCAGAAUAGAUGAUGGUAUCUUUGUAUGAAUUCUCAUAAAGUGGCUAUUUCUUUUCUCACAUUUAUCUAAUUAUAAAAUCCAUUAACAGUGUGUUUAUUAAGAGUAUUUCACACAGGCAGCAGCAGGUGGUUCAUCUGUAUUAUUUCUCUCUCCUGGAGCAUCCUUAACCUCUCCUCCUCCCACGCAGACAGACCUCCCAGGCUCCUCUCUCCGCCGCAGGCAGGCUGCAUGGACGAGCAAUGAGCUUUACUUCAUAGUAAAGCUGUAGAGAAAUUGUACCAGUGAAGCUGAUGAGAGGAGAUACAGUGUGUGUGUGGGCAACAUCAUUAUUAUUAUCGGCUGUGAGGUGGAGAAACAGAGAGACAGAGAGAGAGACGGAGAGAGGCAUCCACAUGACGGUGUGAGCAGCGUCUUGGACACACAGAGAGCAGCGUCUUCAGGGAGGGAGGACAUCCAGGUGAAGAUCUGUCUCCUCAUGAAGGCUUGACAAACCAAAGGCAGAAAACAGGUUUCCCACGAGACCUGCCUCCUGGACCAGGUGCUGGAGUUGAUUAUGAACGAGAAGCCCCCCAACAGUGCUAGCCUUUUCCUGAACGAGGACACGGACAAACCCCCCCUUCCGGAGAGAGGAGACCUGAGGAGACGCCUACGCAGGGCCAUGGAGAGGAGAGCCAGCAGCAUGAAGGAGAAGAUGAGCUCCAUCAGUCGGGACAGCGUCAAAGGUUUCCUCAAGAGGAACCUGUUUGUUCUGUUCACCGUUGCCGCCGUGGUUCUGGGUGUAAUCCUGGGCUUUGCUCUACGCCCCCACAACCUGUCCCUGAGGGAGAUCAAGUACUUUGCCUUUCCAGGGGAGCUACUAAUGAGGAUGCUGCAGAUGCUGGUGCUGCCUCUCAUCGUCUCCAGUCUGGUCACAGGUAUUUCCUCCUUGGACAGCAAAGCGUCAGGUAAGAUGGGUGUGCGUGCAGUAGUCUACUACAUGGUGACCACCCUGAUCGCCGUGUUCAUCGGCAUUGUCACCGUGAUGAUCAUCCAGCCGGGGAAAGGCAGCAGGGACAGUCCUGUGGUCAACAGUGGAAACAUAGAGCCAGUUCAGGCUGCUGAUGCUUUCCUGGAUCUCAUCAGGAACAUGUUUCCUCCCAAUCUGGUAGAGGCGUGCUUCAAGCAGUAUAAAACUGUGUACAAGAAGACUUUGCGCACAAGGAACGUGACGGUGACCCUGAACCUCACCGACUCCCUCAACGUGACGGAGUCUAACCUGAGCAUGAACCUCAGCAGGGUGCUGCACACCAUACAGGAGACAGUGGAGGAGACUGUGCCAGUGUCCGGUUCCUCUAAUGGAGUGAACGCUCUGGGUUUGGUGGUUUUCUCCAUGUGCUUCGGUCUGGUCGUUGGCAACAUGAAGCAGCAGGGCCAGUCCCUCAGGGACUUCUUUGACUGCCUCAAUGAAGCCAUCAUGAGGCUGGUGUCCAUCAUCAUCUGGUAUGCUCCUGUCGGCAUCCUGUUCCUGAUUGCGGGAAAGAUUGUGGAGAUGAAGAAUGUGGCAGAGGUGGGCGGCCAGCUGGGGAUGUACACCAUGUCGGUCAUUGUGGGUCUCCUCAUCCACGGCCUCUUUGUCCUGCCGCUGCUCUACUUCCUGGUGACCAGGAAGAAUCCCUACAUCUUCAUCGGUGGCCUGCUGCAGGCGCUCAUCACUGCUCUGGGAACCUCAUCUAGCUCCGCCACCUUGCCCAUCACUUUCCGCUGCCUGGAGGAGAACAACCGCGUGGAUAAACGAGUGACACGUUUCAUCCUCCCUGUGGGGGCAACCAUCAACAUGGACGGCACCGCCCUCUACGAGGCCGUGGCAGCCAUCUUUAUUGCCCAAGUCAAUGACAUGGACCUAAACUUUGGGCAGAUUCUCACCAUCAGUAUCACGGCAACGGCUGCCAGCAUCGGAGCAGCAGGCAUCCCUCAGGCUGGCCUGGUUACCAUGGUGAUCGUAUUGACAUCGGUGGGACUGCCCACAGAGGACAUAACACUGAUCAUCGCCGUGGAUUGGUUCUUGGACCGCUUGCGGACCACCACCAACGUGCUGGGUGACUCCCUCGGGGCGGGUAUCGUGGAGCACCUUUCCCGCGACGAGCUGCAGAGUCAGGAUGCUGAGGUGCGCAACUCUGUAAUCGAGGAGAAUGAGAAGCCCUACCAGCUUAUCUGUCAGGAAAACGAUACACACAACCACCGCAACAGUGAGACCACAAUGUGA